AUGUCUCUCCUCAACCCCAUGCCUCUACAUGUUCUGCAAUCGAAGAAUUCUUCUGAUCAUCAACCACAUGAUCAUAAUCGAUACCAAGUUCUUAAUGUUGUGAGCCGGGGAUCUUACGGGGUGGUUUACCGCGCUUGGGAUACGGAGGCCGGCGAAAUCGUGGCGAUCAAGCACGAGUUGUCGGGUUUGAGCCCAUCAACCAUUCGAGAAAUCAAAAUCCUGCAGUCGCUGCCUCGCCACCGUUCGAUCGUGGAGUUGAAGAGAGUGACGGUGGAGGAGCGCGGGAAAGUGCUUGUUGUGAUGGAGUUUCUGCCCAGCGAUCUCAGCAGGCUGAUCGCUGCCAGAAAGGUGCCUUUCUUCGCGCCACAACUCAAAAUCAUGAUGUGCCAAAUUCUGGAUGGGGUCCGCUUUCUGCACGACAACGGCGUGAUGCAUCGCGAUUUGAAACCCGCCAACAUUCUCAUCAACGAAGGGAAUCGCCUCAAGAUUUGUGAUUUCGGGCUUUCGCGGUGGGAGAACGGGUCGGGGUCGUACACGCCGGGCAUGGUGACGCAGUGGUACCGAGCGCCGGAGAUUCUGAUGGGAGAGACCAACUACAAGAGCGCGGUAGACAUGUGGUCGGUGGGGUGCAUAAUGGCGGAACUGGUGCUGAGGAAGGUGCUUUUCCCGGGUAAAUCGGAGAUUCAGCAGUUGAGCCUCAUACACUUCUCCCUCGGCCACGCAAUGCAAGCGAUGCUAUGUACUUCUCCGCCGCUGCUUAGUGCUACCGGACUUGAUCUGCUGCUCAGCCUUCUUGCCUUGGAUCCCAACCACAGGAUCACUGCCAACGAUGCCCUCAAACACCCUUGGUUUCUAGAGUUAUGA
Molecule: messenger RNA, 864 nt
Organism: Salvia splendens (bonfire salvia)
Lineage: Eukaryota; Viridiplantae; Streptophyta; Magnoliopsida; Lamiales; Lamiaceae
Product: cyclin-dependent kinase G1
Exons: 1
Coding region: 1-864 (287 amino acids)
Biological process (GO): protein phosphorylation; regulation of mitotic cell cycle
Cellular component (GO): nucleus
Molecular function (GO): protein serine/threonine kinase activity; ATP binding
Source: RefSeq, a predicted model, not a curated record